UACAACUCCCACAAGCCCCCUCGGCGGCGGGCCGCAGCCCGGCCCUGGGUGGAGGCGGAGGCGGAGGCGCGGGAGUCAUGGAGGGGGCGGGCUCUGCAGGGAAGUGCGUCAGAGGAGGCGCGGGGAGAGUAGGGUGCUGUGGUCUGAGCUGGAGGGUGAAGCUGGUGGAGCAAGAGGAUGGGCGAGCAGUCUGAAUGCCAGAAUGGAUAACCGUUUUGCUACAGCAUUUGUAAUUGCUUGUGUGCUCAGUCUCAUUUCCACCAUCUACAUGGCAGCCUCGAUUGGCACAGACUUCUGGUAUGAAUAUCGAAGUCCAGUUCAAGAAAAUUCCAGUGAUUUGAACAAAAGCAUCUGGGACGACUUCAUUAGUGAUGAAGCCGAUGAAAAGACUUAUAAUGAUGCACUUUUUCGAUAUAAUGGCACAGUGGGAUUGUGGAGACGGUGUAUCACCAUACCCAAAAACACACAUUGGUAUAGCCCACCAGAAAGGACAGAGUCAUUUGAUGUGGUCACAAAAUGCAUGGCUUUCACAUUAACUGAGCAGUUCAUGGAGAAAUUUGUUGAUCCUGGAAACCACAAUAGUGGAAUUGAUCUACUUCGGACCUAUCUUUGGCGUUGCCAGUUCCUUUUACCUUUUGUUAGUUUAGGUUUGAUGUGCUUUGGAGCUUUGAUUGGACUUUGUGCUUGUAUUUGCCGAAGCUUGUAUCCCACCAUUGCCACGGGCAUUCUCCAUCUCCUUGCAGGUCUGUGUACAUUGGGCUCAGUAAGUUGUUACGUUGCUGGAAUUGAACUACUCCACCAGAAACUAGAGCUGCCUGAGAAUGUGUCCGGUGAAUUUGGAUGGUCCUUCUGCCUGGCUUGCGUCUCAGCUCCCUUACAGUUCAUGGCUUCUGCUCUCUUCAUCUGGGCCGCUCACACCAACCGGAAAGAGUAUACCUUAAUGAAGGCAUAUCGUGUGGCGUGAGCGGGAAGCUGCCUGCUUUACAAUUGCCAUUUUUAUUAUUUUUUUAAUAAUGACAUUUACCCUUACCUCCCUUUCAUUUGUUUUUAAUUUAAUUUUUAUUUUUUUGGUGGAUAUACCAUUUUAUUCUGAAAAUCCAUUUUAUUUAUACACACACACCACUAAAUGUGCACUUAAUACUACUAAAAUGUAUGUGGUUUACUCUAAGUGAUUCCAUCUUUCAAACAAACUAAUGUAGAUUGAAGAGUCCAGACAGAAAGAAAUGGGUAGAGACUUGGCACAAAUUUUUGAAAAUUGGCAGUAGGAAAUUGACUGAAAACAAGUUCUGCUAAUAUCUGUUAGAUUUUUCAGUAAAAGUAAAGUAACUCUGUCUGUUCAACUACAAACUCUUUAGUUUCUUUGGGAAACCUCUUAUUGUCAAAACUUCAUGUUUACUUUGCUCUUGUAGAUAGCCAGUCAGCCAGUGGUAUUAGUGCUAUUUUCAAAGAUUUAAGAUAUAUAAAAUUGAGAAAUUAUCUAUGAUCCUUUUCCCUAAACAUUGACACAUAGCUUCAUCUGAGGUGAAAUAUGGCAGCUGUUUAUACUGUGUCUGUCUACAAGAAGUGAAAAAUAUAGUGUUUACUUUAAAUUUUAACUUUGUAAUUGCAAGAAUUCAGCCAGACACGAGGGUUAGUUUUAUUAUUUUAAUUUUUUUAAAACUCUCUUUAAUAGGAUUUUCAGUACCACCAAACCAUUUUGGAUUUUUGCUCCUUCCCUCUUCAUAUACCAGGUGUAUUAUUAAAAGUGUGCUUUCUUUUUAACCUUACAUUAGGGUCACAGAGUAAAAUUCCCCUACUGAUAUCCAUUUAUUCCAGCCAAGUACAUAAAGAAGUUUCCACCAUAAUGACCCUCCACAGCUGGGAAACCUACCACAAGAUCUAAAGUUUUGGCUAUCCAUUAACCUCCAAUUAUGGUCUUUAUUUCUUGUGGUAAAAUGAUGUGCCUUUCCUUGCCUAAAUCCCUUCCUGGUGUGUAUCAACAUUAUUUAAUGUCUUCUAAUUCAGUCAUUUUUUAUAAAUAUGUCUAUAAACAUUGAACUUUAACAAAUCUUAUUUAUUUAUUCCAUUACUGUAGCAAUUGACAGAUUUAAGAAAAUGUAACUUAGUAAUUUCUUACCAUAUCCUAAAUCUGUCUUUUUUACAAAAUAAAAUUAAAAAUGAGAAGAGA
Lemur catta (Ring-tailed lemur) is the source of this 2167-nucleotide messenger RNA. RefSeq names its product claudin domain containing 1 (gene CLDND1). The transcript is spliced from 5 exons. The record is from RefSeq and is a predicted model, not a curated record. Lineage: Eukaryota; Metazoa; Chordata; Mammalia; Primates; Lemuridae. The coding region runs from base 203 to 964 and encodes 253 amino acids. Gene Ontology annotation, cellular component: membrane.